UUUUCUCAGCGCUUUCAAUUUCAAAAGGGGGCGCUGCUAGUUACUUCCGUUGGAGAAAAAAAUCUCAAAGGCAGGUACCUGAAGCUGUGAGCUGAUAAUGGCGGAGGGAAAGGGGGAGAAAAUCCCAAUGCUGGAGAACAAAGAGUCUGAUCCAGAUGACACAUUAAAUGUGACAGCAGAUACAUCUGAAGACAGCCCCUUGACCAGCAAUGAAGUGAUGCAGUCAUCGCAGACAAACGGUGGAGGUAAAUCAGCCGGUGUGAGCGUACCGGGGGAGAUGGAUGAUGACCAUGAGGAUGCAGACAUCCAAGACAAAAAACCCAGUUUUUCAGUUGACCAAGAAGUGAUGGGCCGUAACAUGUUUUUCAAGAAGAGCAAAAAGAGGAUUGACUACAUCCUGGCGUGGAGCACAGAGGGAAAACCAGAGAAACUGGCACAGUCCGCACAGGCCAGGGCGAUAUUCGAGGAAAACCUGAAACAGGAGGGCUUAGAGUUGGAAAAGGAUGAAAAAGAGGGAGAAGAAAUCCACUAUCUGAAGGUGCACGCUCCGUAUGAAGUUCUGACCCGUUAUGCCGAAAUCCUGAAAGUCCGCAUGCCAGUGAAAAAGAGCAUGGACUUGGAAAAGAUUCACGAGAAGUACGCCAAACUCGAGAAAAUCCUUAUAAAGAGCGGGGUCAACGAGUUUCGUCGCCGCGUGGUGACCCCAAUUAAGGCUGUCAGUACCCGCCUGUGGGACACCAUGACCUCAUUUACAAAGAAACUGUUUACCCCUUUCCAAGUGGACACCACGAAAGUUAAGCCAGUAAAAAGGAGGUUCAACCUGGCUUACAGCAGAGACAAGGAAUAUCUGUUUGACAUACCUGAGGAUAGGGACACGUACUUCGAUAAUGCUACACGGAGCCGCAUUGUCAACUUCAUCCUGAGACGUAAGGCUUUCAGCAAGGAGAAAGAAAAGGCAUUCUCUUUCGGUAUUAACAAGAUGAUUGCAGAUGGACAUUACACAGAUGCUUACCCCCUCCAUGAGGGUCAUUGGAAGCCUGGGUCAGCUGACAAUGAAAGGAAGUUACUGUUUGAUUACUGGGCGAACUGGAGAAACUGCUUCAAAGUGCAGCCACUGGACCAUGUCAGAGGCUACUUUGGAGAGAAGAUUGCUAUAUACUUUGCCUGGCUCGGUUUCUACACACAGAUGUUGAUACCAGCUUCCCUCAUCGGGCUGAUCGUGUUUAUCUACGGUUGUGCAAUAUCUGGCAACAGUUAUCCAGCGAAUGAGAUUUGUGAUGAGAGUAAGAAUUUCACGAUGUGUCCCCUAUGUGAUUACCAGUGUCCAUACUGGAAGCUGAGUGCAGCCUGCUCACAUGCUCGAGCGAGCAGGAUAUUUGACAAUGGUGCCACUGUGUUCUUUGCCAUCUUCAUGUCAUUUUGGGGUACUUUGUUCCUGGAGUUCUGGAAGAGGAAACAGGCAGCCUUACAGUUUAAGUGGGAUCUGACUGACUUUGUUACAGAGGAGCAACCUCCGAGACCAGAAUUCCUUGCCAAACUUGAACAUAUUACGACUUACAAAGAACAUCCCAUUACAGGGAUAAAAGAGCCACAUCUUCCUUUCUGGAGAAAAAGAUUUCCUAUCUACCUCAUGUCCUGGACUGCCAUGUUGUUUCUUGCCUUCCUGGCUAUAGUGGCAGUUGUGGGGGUGAUAGCCUACCGUAUCUCCACCCUGGCCGCCCUGCAGGUCCUCACUAAGAACACCCCAGUCACCAACUCCACGUUCAUUGCAUCCACAGCGGAGGUCAUCUAUCAGAACGCCAGUCUGGUCACCACGGUUACCGCGGCCUGUAUCAAUCUCCUCAUCAUCAUUAUACUCAACUUUAUUUACAGUCGCCUGGCUUUCUGGCUGACUGACUUAGAGUGCUUGCGUACUCAGAAGGAGUACGACGACAGUAUCACCCUCAAACUGUUCUCUCUACAGUUCGUCAACUACUACUCCUCCAUUAUCUAUAUCGCAUUCUUCAAAGGGAGAAUGGUUGGACGUCCAGGAAAAUACGCCACUUUAUUUGGAGGUCGCCAAGAAGAGUGUGAGGCAGGAGGAUGUCUGAUUGAGCUAUGUAUUCAGUUGGCUAUCAUCAUGACAGGAAAACAGCUGAUUGUCAACAACAUUGUAGAGAUUCUUAUACCGAAGUUGAUAAAGUGGAUAAAGAGGAAGAUCUGGGCUGAGACCAAGGAGCAGAAGAUGAACAAGUCUCCGUGGGAGAAGGACUACAGACUACAGCCGGCAGACACCACCUCACUGUUCUACGAGUAUCUGGAAAUGAUACUGCAGUUUGGGUUUUUGACCCUCUUUGUGGCAGCCUUCCCCCUGGGACCUCUCUUUGCCCUGAUUAACAACAUACUGGAGAUCCGAUUUGAUGCUGUCAAAUUCACCACCCAGCUCAGGAGGCCAAUGGCAGAGAGGAUUCCAGACAUAGGAAUCUGGUACAGUGUUUUAUAUGGAAUCUCUAGGAUUGCCAUUAUUUCAAAUGCUUUCAUCAUUGCCUUGACGUCAGAUUUCAUCCCUCGUCUUGUGUAUGAGACAUCAUAUAGUAAGACAGGUGGUCUGGAGGGCUACAUAAGUCAAACACUUUCUGUGUUCAACACCUCAGAUUUUAGCGAAUCUCAUCGCCCAGCCUUUCCUGGCAGUGAAAAUGUCGAAACUUGCUUCUACCGAGAUUUUCGGAAUCCCCCUGAUGCUGACAAACCUUACGAAUACUCACAAAUGUACUGGCAUAUCCUGGCCGCCAGGUUCGCUUUUGUGGUGGCAUUUGAGAAUGUCAUUGUGGUAAUAACCGGCCUGAUAGCUUGGUUAAUACCCGACGUCCCGGAGAAACUCAAGUUACACAUUCGCAGGGAAGCGUACAUGAGUAACGAAAUCAUCAUCAAGACGGAGCUCCUCCGAGCGAAAGGGGAACCCAUCACCGAGGGUGAAAUCGAGAAGAUCAUCGAGGAUGAAAAUCAGCGAUAUAAAACAAACGAAAUGGGAAGCAUGGAACUGGUGCAUCGGAAAUCAGCAUCACCAGAGGCAGAGAAUAGUAAUGUUGUCUAGCGAAAUAUUUGUCUUAGGCUAAUUUUCUUAUGUGUGUAAUAAACAUUGGCAAUGCAUUAUUGUUUUUUAGAGCUGAUCUGAAUGAAAGAUAUAAGUUUAUGGAAGAGAUCUUGAGCUAGUUUCGUUAUUUGAUGGUGACUUUAUGAAGAAAAAAGUGUGCUCAUUUUUUAAGAUAAGGUUGUAUGUUUACAUUUAAAUGCAGCAUUUUUACCCUUUUGUUAGUCUAAGAAUUUCUUUUCAAAGCAUUUUCCUUACAUCUUAUAUAAAUUUCCUUUCAUUCAAAUUAUAUUGAAUUUCUAAUAAUCUUAUCCCAAAUGAGUCCUUAUUUCAAGUGCUAAUUGGGUCAUAUAUAUAAUUAUAAUUAAGCCUCAAUAUCUCAAUCUCAGUGAGAUGAACAAAUACCUUUGAGAUAUCCGAGUAUUCAAGACAAUGCGGUUCAAGGGUAUCCCAUGUUAAUCAUACCAAAACCUUACCCCACAUAGUCUUUCUAUUUAUCUACAUGUAUUACUGUUAGUUAACAUGUAUAAUACUGAUUUCAUCUAGUUUUUCUAAUGCUCUGUACACAAGGAAUCGUGUUUCAUUAUCAUUUUUGAUGAACUAUGGUUUUAAACCUUGAA
Messenger RNA from Saccostrea cuccullata (small rock oyster), 3690 nucleotides. Its product is annotated as anoctamin-1-like. Gene Ontology annotation, cellular component: plasma membrane. The coding region runs from base 98 to 3073 and encodes 991 amino acids. Gene Ontology annotation, molecular function: chloride channel activity; protein dimerization activity. The record is from RefSeq and is a predicted model, not a curated record. Gene Ontology annotation, biological process: chloride transmembrane transport. The transcript has 28 exons. Lineage: Eukaryota; Metazoa; Mollusca; Bivalvia; Ostreida; Ostreidae.